Molecule: messenger RNA, 1689 nt
Organism: Lactuca virosa
Lineage: Eukaryota; Viridiplantae; Streptophyta; Magnoliopsida; Asterales; Asteraceae
Source: the annotation of a GenBank genome assembly
AUGUCUGAAUAUGAAAUACCUUUCCAUAUUCAAGAGGAUAUCAUGAAAAAGCUUCCGGUCAAAUCAUUGGUUCAGUUCAGAAGUGUCUCAAAAGCAUGGAAGUCUUUGAUUGACAGCUCUGAGUUUAUUGCUGCUCACAGCAACCACCGCCAUACUCAGCCACAACAUCUACUUGUAUCAUAUGAAGAUCCGAUAAUGAAGGAACGCUAUGUUUGUUUUGUUGAUGAUGACACCUUCCCCCAACAGAGGUCUGUUCUGACUCUAACUCUUCCUCUAUCUGUUAAAUACCUUCGACUUCUUGGUAGCUCUCACGGCUUGUUGUGCUUGUACCACUCUCAUCACAACCCUGCAACUAAGAUGGUUGUUCUUUGGAAUCCCUUAAUUAGAAAAUCGAUUGUUGUUGAUGUGCCUAAGCAACCAUAUGUUUGUUUUGGGGUUUGUCCACUCACUUGUGACCCUAAGAUCAUUUCGAUUUAUCAAAUUUGGGAUGAAGCAAAUAUUGAAACUAGUUUUCGUUGCAAAGUUAUGGUUUACACUUUAAGCUCCGGGAAAUGGAGAAGUCUAUCCAGCAAUCUGCCCACUAAACCAAUUCGACAUUUUUGGCUUAUGGUAGUUACCGAUCGGUUUAUCUAUUGGCUUGUUGAGUUACCGAAUCCUAACAUGAUAAUGUCUUUUGAUGUGAGUAAUGAGAAAUUCGAAGUGAUAGACCUUCCGGAUAGUUUAGCCACCCAUCAUCCCACGGACUUGCAUUUAUCUAAGCUAAGGGACUCUCUUGCCAUGCUUCAAAACACAGAGAACAUUUUAACUGUAUGGAUGAUGGAGCAUGGUGUUCAAAGAUCGUUUACAAAGUUAUUCAUUAUAGAGACACAGACACCACAUCAGAUAGUGGGCUUUAGGAAGAGUGGUGUACCUAUAAUGCAAGUGACAGAUGAUGAUGAUCCUGAUGAUUUUGAUGCACAGUAUAAACUUGCAGUUUUUGAGCCUAAUUCAGGAUACAACAAUGUUAUUGAGGUUUCUGGAUCACCUGUUUGCUUCGAGUUAAGGAAUUCUGUAGCAGCACUAAGAAUCAAAAUGUCUGUACCUUUCCACAUUCAAGAGGAAAUCAUGAAAAGGCUUCCCGUGAGAUCACUAAUUCAGUUCAGAUGUGUCUCAAAAGCAUGGAAGUCUCUGAUCGACAGUUUUGAGUUUAUUGCUGCUCACAGCCUCCGCAGGCACACUCAGCAGCAACAUCUGCUUUUAUCAUAUGAAGAUCCAGCAUAUGUUUGUUUUGUCGAUGAUGACACCUUCCCUCAACAGAGGUCUCUUCCGACUCUUCCUCCAUCCAUCAAACAACUCGUUCGUACAAGUGUAGUCGGUAGCUCUCACGGCUUGAUUUGCUUGUACGGAUACCACCCCGGCUUUCAAACUCAGAUAGCUAUUCUCUGGAAUCCUUCAAUUAGAAAAUCGGUUGUUAUUCCUGCUCCUGACCAACCAUAUGUUGGUUUUGGGGUUUGUCCUGUCAUGAAUGACCCUAAGAUCGUGUCAAUAAUAAAACAUUCUUGGGAUGUUACAAAUAUCGAAACCAGUUACCGUUGCAAAAUUCUCGUUUACACGUUGAGCUCCGGGAAAUGGAGAAGUCUAUCAACCAGUCUUCUCACUAAACCAAUUCGAGAUUGGUGUUUGGUAGUUACUGAUCGGUUUAUCUAUUGA